CAACUAUAGUUAAAUGAAAUAUGGAUCUGGCCCAAUUAAGAAUUUUAUUUAAAAGAAUCCACCGAACCAAGAGUUGUAAUAACUAAUGCAAUUGGAAUGAAUUCCUAUCUAAAUAACUUGACUGUAGGGCAAGAUGCAAAGCACAACUAUAGUUAAGUAAAAUAUGGAUCUUGGCCCGCUAGGGUAUUCUUCAAAUAGAAACCCCAAGUCAAUUGGUUCCAUACCUGAGGGUAAUUGACUUGUUAGAAAUAGUGGGAGAGUAUUUAAUAAAGACCUAUUAGAUACUUAAUUCAUGAUAAUAACUAUCUUCGCAAAAUUCUGUAUAUGGCAAACAACAACACAAACAACCUCGCCCUGCGUUCCAUUCUCGAUAAAGAUAAAUUGAAUGGAACAAACUUUGUUGACUGGCAACGGAAUCUCUCCAUUGUUCUCCGCAUGGAUGAGAAAGAGUAUGUGCUCGAAAAGCCCAUUCCUCCUGCCCCUCCCGCUAACGCCCCAAAAGCGGUUAAAGAUGCCUACGAGAAACACGUUAAGGAUGAUAACCUGGUGAGCUAUGUCAUGCUGGCAACCAUGAUAACCGAGCUGCAAAAACAGCACAAGGACAUGAAGGCCCACGAGAUGAUCGUGGCCUUGCGGCAGCUAUACCAGGGGCAAUCCAGGCAUGAACGUUUUCUUGUGAGUAAGGCUCUCUUUAGUUGCAAGCUCUCUUCAGGGAACCCGGUCGGUCCACACGUUCUCAAAAUGAUUGGUUACAUAACCAAUCUGGAGAAACUCGGGUUCUCCUUGCAGAAGGAGCUGGCAACGGACCUGAUCCUGCAGUCGCUCCCUGAGCGGUAUAAGGGUUUUGUCAUGAACUAUAUGAUGUAUGAUCUUGACAAACCCCUUCCGGAGCUUCUUAAAAUGCUCCAGACUGCAGAGGAGAACCUUACUAAGGGCAAGGGUGCUUCUGUCCUUAUGGUCCAAGGCGGAAAGGGGAAGCCGAAAAAAGGGAUUAAGAUUAAGGCUAGGACGGUCGAAAAGCCUAAAUCGAAGUCCACUUCAUAUUCAACCCAGAAACCCAUAGGAGGAGUUGCAAAGGGCAAAUGUCAUUACUGUGGUAAGGCAGGCCACUGGAGAAGAAACUGCAAGACAUACCUCGCAACCAAGAAGAAGGAAGGUACGACCAUUUCUUCUGAGGGACUGAAGCAGAGUAGACGGUUAGCUCGAGGCGAGAUUAAACUCCGAGUCGGCAAUGGUGCAUGUGUUGUAGCUUUGGAAAUCGGAACUUAUAGUUUAGUCUUGCCUAGUGGUCUAAUAAAGAAUGUUUUCUAUGCUAAUGCCAACAUGACCAAUGGGUUAUAUGUCCUUGACUUGGACAUGCCUGUCUAUAACAUAUCAGCCAAGAGGAACAAACCGAACGGUUUGAACCAAACAUUAUGGCAUUGUAGGUUAGGCCAUAUAAACGAGAAACGCAUAUCCAAGCUACAUCGGUCGGGAAUGCUGGAGUCAUUUGAUCUUGAAUCAUAUGACACAUGUGAAUCUUGUUUAUUGGGAAACGAUAUUCCUACUUUAACCACUGUCAAAACGUGGUUGAGUAAGAGUUUCUCUAUGAAGGACUUGGGAGAUGCCAGUUAUGCACUUGGCAUAAGGAUCUAUAGGGAUAGAUCACGGAAGUUGUUAGGCACGAGUCUUUCCAAGACUCAGGGUGCUUUCACUCCGGAGGAAGUAGAACGCAUGAGAAAUGUUCCUUAUGCGUCGGCCAUUGGAUCCAUCAUGUAUGCGAUGGUAUGUACGAGACCUAAUGUCUCCUUUGCUCUGAGUGUCACGAGUAGAUACCAGUCCAACCCUGGCGAAAGCCAUUGGACGGCUAUGAAGAACAUCCUUAAGUACUUCCGUAGGACUAAGGAUGCCUUCCUGGUAUAUGGCAGAAAAGAAGAGCUCAGUAUUGUUGGAUAUACUGAUGCCCGCUUCCAAACUGAUAGAGACCACUUCAAGUCGCAGGCAGGGUAUGUGUUCUUUUUGAAUGGCGGAGCUGUUACGUGGAAGAGUUACAAGCAAGAUACUACCGCUGAUUCCACUACAGAAGGAGAGUACAUGGCUGCAGCAGAGGCAACCAAGGAAGGUGUGUGGCUCAAUAAUUUUAUUACUGAGCUUGGAGUGGUUCCUAGCAUCAAGAACCCUAUACCGUUGUUUUGCGACAACAAUGGGGCAAUUGCACAAGUGAAAGAACCUCGGUCUCACCAGAAGACCAAACACAUCGUUAGAAGUUAUCACAUCAUACGAGAAAUCGUUGCACGUGGGGACGUUGAGAUUUGCAAGAUAGAUACAGACGACAAUAUCGCAGAUCCGUUGAGAAAGGCUUUGGGAAAGCCUAAACAUGAGAGUCAUACGUGGUCCAUGGGCAUUCGAGAAAUGCUUGAUUGGCCUUAAGGCAAGUGGGAGAUUGUUGUAUUUAGGUGCCCUAGCGGCAAUCAAAUACCUAUGUAACUGUACACUUUAUCAUGAAUGAAAGGCCUUGAAGUAU
Molecule: messenger RNA, 2503 nt
Organism: Cuscuta campestris
Lineage: Eukaryota; Viridiplantae; Streptophyta; Magnoliopsida; Solanales; Convolvulaceae
Source: the annotation of a GenBank genome assembly